Molecule: messenger RNA, 1471 nt
Organism: Leptosomus discolor (cuckoo roller)
Lineage: Eukaryota; Metazoa; Chordata; Aves; Leptosomiformes; Leptosomidae
Source: RefSeq, a predicted model, not a curated record
GCGAGGGAGGGGUGACACUGGCAAAGAGCUGAGGAAGCCUCAGCAGCACACGCAGAACCUGGUUGGUGCCACCAGUGUCGUGCUUUACUGCAUGGGAACAAAUUCUCUCAUAAGUGGAGGAUGGGAUACAUCUUCCUGGGGGUUAAGCUCCAACACAGAACCGCAGAAUCUGCCAAUGUCGCCAACAGCAAUCACGAAGCCAGUGAGGAGGACGGUAGUAGAUGAAUCUGAAAACUUCUUCAGUGCCUUUCUCUCUCCGACAGAGGUUCAGAGUAUACAGAAAAGUCCAGUGGUGUCCAAACCUCCAGCCAAAUCACAGCGACCCAAAGAGGAGGUGAAAAGCACUUUGAAGGAGUCUCAGCGCCCCAGUCAGCUGGAAGCACCAGUGACAACAGAGGCAGAAGUGAAGGAUUCCUCUGUAAAUGGCCUGGUGGACUUGAAAAUCCUUGAUCUUCCCAAGGAGAAAUCAGAAGAGCAUUCUGUGCUCAACUCCAAUGCCAAGCCUGAAGAAAGCACAAAUGAAGUUACUGACAAAAAGGUGUCUGCUCUGAGUUUGGAAGUAUCUGAAGAUGCUCUUAAUGAAAAAUCCAGUGUGGGAGGGGAUGGAAGAGGAGGCGCCCUAGACAGCGCUUCGCAGCCCCUUACUGCGGGUGCGAAAGACGUGGGUUUGGAGACUAAGGAGCGAAAGACUGAGGACAGGCAAAGCAAUACACCCUCACCUCCAAUUAGCACUUUCUCCUCGGGGACGUCCACAACUAGUGAUAUUGAAGUUCUGGACCAUGAAAGUGUAAUAAGUGAGAGCUCGGUAAGUUCAAGACAAGAAGCUGCAGAUGCAAAAUCCAGCCUUCACCUCAUGCAAACGUCGUUUCAGCUCUUAUCUACAUCGGCCUGUGCAGACUAUAAUCGUUUAGAUGACUUUCAAAAAAUGACCGAGAGUGGCUGCUCCUCUGAUGCUUUUGAAAGAAUCGAUUCGUUUAGUGUACAGUCUUUAGAUAGCAGGAGUGUGAGUGAAAUAAAUUCAGAUGACGAGUUAUCAGGCAGGGCUUCAGCUUCUGCUUCAGCUUCUGUUGCUGUCAGUCCUUCUGCGCCAAAGACAGAAGUGGCUGAUGCCCUGAAAAAUGAAUCUGAAAACUUGAAUGACGCUCCUGUUUUACACGCUGAGGAAGCUGAGAUGGAAGAGAGUGGGAGAAGUGCGACCCCUGUUAAUUCUGAGCAGCCAGAUGUUUUGGUUGCUACUGUGCAAACUGUUGAAGAACAGAUUGUGAAGGAGGAGACUGAGCCGCAGCAAGAUGCUGCUGAAAAAUUGUUAGAAGAGGACACUGAAAAGCAAGAGCUUAAAAAGAUGAUUGAUUCAUUAACUGAGAAACUGGAGAAGAGGGAAAUACAGUUAUUAAGUGCUAGUAAAGAAAAGGCACGCCUGGAAGAAGCUUAUGAUAACCUAAAAGAGUAAGUAUGAAAAUAUACACAGUAG